Messenger RNA from Benincasa hispida (wax gourd), 2006 nucleotides. Its product is annotated as alpha/beta-Hydrolases superfamily protein. Gene Ontology annotation, biological process: lipid catabolic process. The record is from RefSeq and is a predicted model, not a curated record. NCBI's taxonomy places the organism in Eukaryota, Viridiplantae, Streptophyta, Magnoliopsida, Cucurbitales, Cucurbitaceae.
CCCACUGUUUUCUUUGAACUUAUUCAGUAUUAAAAUGGAGAUGAUUUGAGAAAGAAGGAGAAAAGAAAAGAAAAGAGAAGAGAAGAGAAGACGGCUCUUUCUGUAAACCAAAACAACCAACCAAAGCAAAGUAAAGAAGAAAAGAAAACAAAUAGACAAAUCCAAAGCUCCCAAAGCUUCCACUGAAGUGAAGCCAAAUCACUCUCUUUUAUCUCUAAGCUCAGAAAUCACCAUUUCCUUCCUUUCUUCCUCUGAUUCUCUGUGUUUCUACAAUACCCAUUUGCGAUUCGACCAAAACCCACAUUCCAUUUCUCUCUAGAAAUGUCAUUCUCCUGCGGAAUCGAGUGCGUUGUGGUUUUGGGUUGCUUAAGAUGGGCUUGGAAGCGAUGCACUUACAUCGGCUCUUACGACAGCGCCACUUGGCCGCCGGCCACUUGCGACGACUUCGAGCCAGUCCCUCGAGUCUGCCGCUUAAUCCUCGCCGUUUACGAGGCCGAUCUCAAUAACCCUCAAUUUCUUCCUGAUGGGGGCUACCGCCCCAACCCCGAAUGGCUAAUCAAGCGCGUCACUUACGAGCAGACACUGGGUCGGGCUCCGCCUUACAUAAUCUACAUCGAUCACGACCAUCGCGAGAUUGUUCUUGCGAUUCGUGGUCUCAAUUUAGUCAAAGAGAGUGAUUACAAACUGUUGUUGGAUAAUCGAUUGGGGAUGCAGAUGUUUGAUGGUGGGUUUGUUCAUCAUGGUCUUUUGAAAUCCGCGACUUGGUUACUGAAUCAGGAAUCUGAGACGCUUAAACGCCUUUGGCUUGAGAAUGGAUCCGAUUACAAUAUGGUCUUUGCGGGUCAUUCUUUGGGGUCUGGUGUAGCGGCGUUGUUGACUGUGAUUCUGGUGAACCAUCGGGACCGGUUGGGGGGUAUUCCGAGGAGUAAAGUCCGGUGCUACGCGGUGGCGCCGGCCAGGUGUAUGUCGCUUAAUUUGGCUGUGAAGUAUGCGGAUGUGAUUAAUUCGGUCAUUUUGCAGGAUGAUUUCUUGCCAAGAACAGCCACGCCCCUGGAAGAUAUAUUCAAGUCAAUCUUUUGUUUGCCUUGCCUAUUAUUUCUGGUUUGCUUGAGGGACACCUUCAUACCAGAGGGUCGAAAGCUGCGGGAUCAAAGAAGACUUUAUGCACCUGGAAGAAUGUAUCACAUUGUUGAAAGAAAAUUUUGCAGAUGUGGGAGGUUUCCUCCUGAAAUUAGAACUGCUAUUCCUGUUGAUGGAAGAUUUGAACAUAUUGUCUUGUCAUGUCAUGCCACAUCAGAUCAUGGUAUAAUUUGGAUAGAAAAGGAAGCAAGGAAGGCCUUGGAAUUGAUGAAAGAAUCUGCCGAUACUACAACUACAACAGCACCAAAAAUACAGAAAUUUGAGAGGAAGAAAACCCUUGAUAAAGAGCACAAAGAUGCUUUAGAAAGAGCUGUUAGUCUGAAUGUUCCUCACGCCGUGAACUUGGAGGAGGAAGCUUCUCACCAUGAAGAUGAAACACAAGAGCCUCCUCCAAGCAAAAGUGGAGAUUCCUCGACAAAGACGAAACCAGCUUCUGCCAGGACAACCUGGGACGAAGUAGUUGAAAAGCUAUUUCAUAGAAACGAAUCGGGAGAUCUUCUUCUUAGAAAAGAUGUAGCAACAGCAACAGAAACAGAUGAAGGCCCCCCUCAAUCUCAAUAACAUUGUCACUCCGUUCCUCGUGUAAGUCAUUUUGAGGUUAGAUUUCCUUGUGCAUUUUACGUCUGUUGCGAGUAUAAGGACGGGAUACAUCUUAUUCUUCAUGUUUGUGAAUUUUUCUGUAAAAUAGUCAUGAUUUUUACAAUUGGGCAGUUUGCCUUCAGCGUAAAUAACAAUUAUACAGAUGAAGGGAAAGAAAGUGUUGUCCUAUUAUGUCAAAAACAUUCUUUAAAUUGUGAUUGAUGUUAUUAUUUUGCUUGUGGAUUCCUUUGGCGAUUAAUUGACAACUGUUGUGAUUUUUUUCCCCA